Molecule: messenger RNA, 1386 nt
Organism: Kockovaella imperatae
Lineage: Eukaryota; Fungi; Basidiomycota; Tremellomycetes; Tremellales; Cuniculitremaceae
Exons: 10
Coding region: 1-1386 (461 amino acids)
Biological process (GO): seryl-tRNA aminoacylation
Cellular component (GO): cytosol
Molecular function (GO): tRNA binding; serine-tRNA ligase activity; ATP binding
Source: RefSeq, a predicted model, not a curated record
AUGAUUGACCUACUGCAUCUUCAAGAGGAUAAAGGGGGAAACCCUGAGAUUAUUCGUGAAUCUCAACGUAAACGAGGAGCCAGCGUCGAAUUGGUGGAUGAAGUCAUUGCGCUGUUCGCAGAACACAAGAAGUUGCAAUACGAGCAAGAGAGCAUCCGUCGAGAGCUCAACAUCCUCCAGAAGGAAAUUGGUGGCAUCAAGAAGGCCAAAGGGGAUGCUUCUGCGCAAUUGCAAAAGAAGGCGGACUUUGACAAGCAGAUCCAAGAGCUUGCGGUCAAGGUCGCUGCGCUGCUGAAGAAGCGAGACGAAAAGGCCAAGCAGAUUGGCAACAUUGUGGACAAGGAUUGCCACGUCUCCCAGACAGAGGACGACAACCCAAUUGUUCGAGUCUGGCAUCCUGAACCCAACCACAAGGGCAAUUCUCCGCCUGGACUUCAACUUGAAGACAAGACAGAAGGCAUCAUCUCGCACCACGAGGUGCUCACUCGCUUGGAAGCAUUCGACACUGAUAGAGGUGUCAAAAUCGCCGGCCACCGAGCUUUCUUCUUGACCAAUGAUGGAGUCGACCUCAAUCUCGCUUUAAUAACCUAUGGUCUCCAUUUUCUGCGGAGCAAAGGAUUCAAGAAGGUCCAAGCACCUUUCAUGAUGAACAAGGACAUCAUGGGCAAGACAGCCCAGCUGGAGGAUUUCGACGAGUCACUGUACAAGGUCAUGGGAGGUGACGCGGAUGGCAGCGAUGACAAGUACCUCAUUGCCACUUCUGAGCAACCUAUUUCGUCCAUGUUCAUGGAUGAGAACCUCGAGCCAAAAUCCGUUCCCAUGAGACUUGCUGGAUACUCCACCUGUUUCCGAAAAGAGGCCGGGUCCCACGGCAAAGAUACCUGGGGAAUCUUCCGUGUCCACCAAUUCGAGAAAAUUGAACAAUUUGUCGUCUGCGAUCCCGAGUCGUCUCCGAAGAUGCUCGACGAGAUGCUGGCCAACUCGAAGGAGUUUUACGAAUCGCUCGAGAUCCCAUAUCGAGUUGUCGGUAUCGUUUCUGGAGGUUUGAACAACGCUGCUGCUAUCAAAUACGAUCUCGAGGCCUGGUUCCCUUACCAAGGAGAAUACAAAGAGCUAGUGUCUUGCUCAAACUGUACCGACUACCAAUCACGAGAUCUCAACGUGCGACUGGGAUACAAAACGGCCGAGGCCAAACCUGCCUUCGUUCACAUGCUCAACGGUACCUUGUGUGCUACUGAGCGAGCCUUGUGCUGUCUCGUAGAGAAUUAUCAGACCCCAGAGGGACUUCGCAUACCUCGAGUCUUGCAACCAUACAUGCAAGGCAGAGAGUUCCUCCCAUAUACCGCCGAGCUGCCGCAGCACUCGACCAGCGUCAGGAAGAAGUGA